CGUGCGCGCGCGUUUCUCGCUGCACGCGCGUCACAUCGCCGCGGUCCCUUGGAGGCGGGGGGCACUCGCACGGGGGUCAACAGAGCGCGGGCGACCCCCUCCGUCUCCAGCUCGCUGCUGCUCUCCCCUCUUCGUCUCGUCCACCUCCUCCUCGUCCUCCCCUCCACCCUCCUACACCUACCUCACUCGUCCGUCUUCACCACCACCAACCACCACCACCGUCUCCUCGUCGCCUCGUUGAGCGGCUGGAAGACUUCACAGCUGAGGGGAGAGGCCUGGUCGCGCCAUACACUCGUGUGAGGAAUGGCGUGCGCGGUGGCAUCCGUCCCAGCCAUCGCCUCCAUCUUGGAGCCGAGCAGGGACUUCCCGACAUGGCUGGAGACGCAGGGCGUGAACGCGGAGGUGGCCCGGGCCAUGGACUCGGAGCUGGGAAUCCGGGACUACGGCGUCCUGCGCGCCUGUGUCAGGGAUGGUCUCGUGCGGGCCGAGCUGCUGGCCGCGGCGCGCGACCGCCUGCCCUUCGGCUUCUACGCCGUGCUGCGGCAGGUGGUGAAGGCCCUGCAGGGCGCCGAGCCCCACGACAGCGACAGGACACCACGCUGGGACGACGACGCGGCCGCCUCCUCCCCUGGUGACGUGACGCUGGGAGGGCUGGUGGAAGUGCUGCUCGCGUUGCUCAGCGGUUUGAGCCGGGAGCUGCUGCUGUCCAUGCGGAGGCUGGGAGGUGGUAGUGGUGGUGAUGGUGGCGGUGGCUGCGGUGUUGGCAGUGGGAAUGGAGGAGAUGGACGGGUUAUUUCUGGGGACUCCCCGCCAGAACCGGAGGGACUCGCAUCUGAUUACAGGGUGGCUGAUGAGGAGGAGGGCACGGCAAGCGUGAAGGAUGAGUACUCAGGCUAUGAUGCCACCACAGUGUUUGUUAAAGCUGAACACCGCUCGCCAACACAAAUGGAAGACCACGGUGAACACGACUACAAUCACCUGUCCGAACCUCGGCAGACCCCAACCACAGCUGUUGACGGGAACAGCCCCAAUGGCGUGGCUCACAACAUUAAACUGGAGACGUUUGAAGGGGAGGAGUCGAGGGCAGCACUGGGAGGAGAGGGGAGCGGCCGCCUGCGCUGGGAGGAGACGGAAGCCCACCACUCAGUGGCAGCAGGGACCGCAGCAAACAGCGGAUCCCAGCUUGCAGGUAAACUGUUGGAUGAUAGACACACACCAGCAGAAUCGCUUGUGCCUCAUCCCAACCAAUUCGACCAGGUGAUGGGCGAAGACCGGGUUAGCACCGAUUGUGCCGCAACUAGCACCACCGCAAGCCCCGCCAGCUGGCGCGCAGCCGUCGUCACCGCGGCCGCUGGACGACGCAGCCGGGAGCCCGGCGACGGAAUUGUCGGCGUUGGUGGUGGAGUUGGCAUCGGCGGUGUCGGAGCCGGCAGGGGUGGGGAACGGCGCUUUGAAUGCGCGAAGUGUGGCCGGCACUUAUCGAGUUACGAGGAGCUGGUGUUCCACAUGCGCACGCAUAUGGGCGAACGACCCUACAGCUGUGACGUGUGCGGCCGUGUCUUUUCGCUGCACUCGAACCUCAAGGUGCACCGGCGGACCCACACGGGCGAGCGCCUACACCGAUGCGACGUGUGUGGCCGUGGAUUCGCGUACCGCUCCAGCUGGAAGAGGCACCAGCGUACGCACGACCACAUAUAAAUGAUGCAAGAGCUACCAACGACGAUGCCACCGCCGCUGCAGACGAUGGCGCAGCGACAGCAUGGCGAUCGUACACUCUAGACCUCCGCUUCGCAAAUUUCGACAAUAAUGGACUCCCAGUGCGUGCCAAAUGGAGAGUGCUUAAGCACUUUCCAAUGAGCCAGCAAUCGGAAUCGGCAUAGAGGUUUCCGUUAUUCCGCUGUCUGGAAGCCCAAAUGGAAUUUCUGGAGAACUGACUGAAAAUAAUAUAUGGCCAUCAUCAAAAAGACAGUACGCCGUAUUCCAGCACUACCAGUAAACUAUACAAGACUGCAGCAAAACAACACAUCCCACGGGGAUACCAGAAGUGUUACAUUCCGUGUUGCACCAAAGAAAAUAAAAUGUUUUAAGCAAUACGAGCAGAACAAUGACCCGGUCAUUGAUCAAGCUCCGCUUGACUUAUUAAAUGAGGCUAGACGCCAACAGCAGUGUGGUACAGCAGAGGGCCUGGACUUCACAGAUUCCAGUUGCAAGGCCUGGAACCUGCUCCGCACUCUUGGUACUGCAAAAUCAACAGCCUCCCAAACCCCAGGAGUCACAGUGGACGCCAUUGGUGCUCACAUUCUCCAGAGAACAAAAAUGACCCUCAAAAUGAAGGAGGUAUAGAAGCCAUCCACAACCUCACCCCAGAGGCCAUGGAUUGGCGAAAGAAUUAUGACAUGAACCUUUGACAACUUGCUGCUCUCCUACAAUAAGUCUGCUCGUUGGCAGGAAUUCAUGACAGAAGAAGAAGCACAAGGACGAUGGACCUAUUGAACACAGAUCGUGUGAUUAAUGAUGCAGUAAAACAAAUUAAACAUGUGCUUGGUUGCUAGUUUAUGCUGUUGACAAAAUAACAUCGACCCACGGUGGUGCAGUGAUCUAAAUGGCAUGCCCCCAUGUGCAAAAAGCUGUGAAUUCAACGCCUGACAUUUUGCCGGGCGCCGCUAUUGCUGGUUUGAAGUUUACUGUGUUGUAUAUAUAGGCCUUUUUCCAAAAUUGUGUAUUAAGAAUAAUUCUGCCAAUAUUUAUUUUUUAAUAAUCAAUCGGGGUGUAGCAUGGGGCAUGAAAGGGUGAGGCACACCCCCACCCCUCACACCCCAGCUGCCUUGCCACAUUAAAGCAACUGGAGGGAGGAGGUCAUAAAGAGCCAUUAAAUAAUAAACCCCAGUGCAAAGAGAGGUUAAUGACAAUCUGGUAAAUCUCCAGAUUGUCAAAAGACCAUAUGACACUACCUCCACGGACGUUUUGGACAGUUUCACAAACAAAUCUCCAGACUCGCUGGCGCGGGAGGAACAGCCUGGUCUCAAAUCGAAACUUGCUGACACGGUCGUUGCACCACCCCAUUCAGAUCUCCACGGACGCAGAGCAGGGUCAAUCGGACAUUACAACUGGCGUUUUUUUUUUACAACGGUAAAGUUCAAAACUUAGCGACAAGAAUAAAUCGACAUUAUAGACUGCCAGUACAUUAUUACUUAUUUUAUUUUACUAUUCACCGCAUAUAUUGUUUUUUUUAUUGUAUCUUUCUAUUUACGUGACUUUACUGAACGAACCAAAGAACAUUAAUUCCGGCAGCCACGAAAGCAUAAGUCAAAACUUAGUUGUAUCUCCAACCUCAGGAUAUCAAAAUAUAACUCGAGAAUGAAAGCACUGAUCCCUGGAUACAGACGGGGAACAAAUGUAAAUAAAACCCUCGGAAUACCUGUGGUAAAAACUAUGGUAGAUCACAAAUCUUGGUUAAACAUAAACCAAAUAAUAAAUUAUGAAGUAUUAGACCGAGGGUCAUCCAGAA
Messenger RNA from Petromyzon marinus (sea lamprey), 3508 nucleotides. RefSeq lists its product as uncharacterized. Gene Ontology annotation, biological process: regulation of transcription by RNA polymerase II. The record is from RefSeq and is a predicted model, not a curated record. NCBI's taxonomy places the organism in Eukaryota, Metazoa, Chordata, Hyperoartia, Petromyzontiformes, Petromyzontidae. Gene Ontology annotation, molecular function: RNA polymerase II cis-regulatory region sequence-specific DNA binding; DNA-binding transcription factor activity, RNA polymerase II-specific.